Messenger RNA from Rhododendron vialii, 3801 nucleotides. RefSeq names its product 3-dehydrosphinganine reductase TSC10A-like. NCBI's taxonomy places the organism in Eukaryota, Viridiplantae, Streptophyta, Magnoliopsida, Ericales, Ericaceae. Gene Ontology annotation, cellular component: endoplasmic reticulum membrane. Gene Ontology annotation, biological process: sphingolipid biosynthetic process. Bases 114 to 1085 code for a protein of 323 amino acids. The transcript is spliced from 4 exons. The record is from RefSeq and is a predicted model, not a curated record. Gene Ontology annotation, molecular function: 3-dehydrosphinganine reductase activity.
GAGUUUAAAUUCGGUACGCUUUACGUAGGGAGCUGGGAGUCUGGGACGGGACCGAGGGAGUAAGGCCCCUCGUCGUCUCAGAGGCCUGAAUCGAAGCUCACUCUCUCUCACCAAUGGCAACUCUAUCCCUCCUCUCUCUCCUCCUCCUCCUCCCCCUCUCUCUCCUCUUCCUCCUACUCCUCAUCCUUCGCCCCCGCCCCGUCAAGAUCCCCAUCAAGGACCGCCACGUCUUCAUCACCGGCGGAUCGAGCGGCAUCGGCCUCGCCAUGGCCCACCAGGCCGCCUCCCAGGGCGCCCGCGUCUCCAUCCUCGCCCGCGGCCGCGACAAGCUCGAGGAGGCCCAGCGCGAAAUCCGCCUCGCCACCGGCAUCGACGUCGCUGUCUUCAGCGCCGACGCGCGCGACUUUGUGGCCGUCAAGGCCGCAGUCGAGGAGGCCGGGCCGAUCGACGUGCUGGUGUGCAACCAGGGGGUCUUCGUGCCGUCGGAGCUAGAGAAGCAGGCGAUGGAGGAGGUGAAGUUUAUGAUCGACGUGAAUUUGAUCGGGACGUUUCAUUUGGUCAAGGCGGCUCUGGAUGGGAUGAAGAAGAACCGGAGGGAACGUGGACCGGGUUCGAUUGCGUUUAUGUCGUCGCAGGCCGGCCAGGUAGGUAUAUAUGGCUACACUGCUUAUUCAGCUAGUAAAUUUGGCCUCAGGGGCAUGGCAGAAUCAUUGCAACAGGAAGUUAUUGCAGAUAAUAUUCACGUCUCCCUAAUAUUUCCCCCGGACACCGAAACCCCUGGUUUGGCAGAAGAGGAGAAGAAAAAACCACAGUUGACCAGUAUCAUAGCAGCUUCCUCGGGUGCCAUGAAAGCUGAUGAAGUUGCUAAGAAAGCUUUGGAUGGAAUCAAGUCUGGUAGUUUUUUUGUGCCAUGCAACUUCGAGGGAAUCCUACUGGCCAUUGCAACUGCUGGUCUAUCCCCUCAGAGAUCAUUGUGGAUGGCGUUUGUUGAGGUGAUUGCUGCUGGGAUCGCACGUAUUGCAGCUCUAUACUUCCAAUGGAGUUGGUAUGGAAGCAUAGAAAAGUGGCAUGCACAUAAGAAAUAGUAAGUAUCUUUUAAAGUUGCUCUCUUGUUUGGAAGAUACACAUUCCCCAAUAGCUUCAUUGAUUCUCCGAAUUUCCUCCAGUAUAAUUAGUUUCAUUCAAGUACUUGUGGAAAAAACAAACAAAAGAAGUUUAGUUGGGAACUUUCUAAAAGGGAUGAUAAUGAUAUGCUAAAUUAGCUUUAUAUUAUGUGCCAUUCCUUUUUUAUUGGUUAUUAUGUGUGUAAGGAACCUCCACAUUUUUAUUGUGGAACCUCCGUAUUUGAACUCAUAAGCACCACUACCCAAGUUAAGCAGAAAGUUUUAGUGAUCUCCUUAGUCGCUGCUAUUUAUUUUAGUGUUGAUACUAAUUCAAGCAAAAGCUCGUCAGAUAUGUGAUUGUGUCAAUUUUGAACUCAUCAAGGUACACCCGAGUUUCCGAUAACAGUAGCAAUAUAGCUCGACUCGACCCCUUCUUCAUCGAGAGUUCAAGGGGAACAUUGUCCAAACAUUAUGGUAUUUUAUACAAGCCUUUUUGUUACAGGCUUCAUUUUUGUACUGACCUAAGAUUUUUCUCUUGUGCUUCCCAAAAUAAUUCUGGAAGCUUUGUUUCUCUUUUGAACUUGGAAACUGUUUCACAUACAUUGUAAUCCUCAAUGUAGAACUUCUUUGAGCUGAGGUUCUGUUAGAUUCUUGAAGGACACUAAUUGAAGUAGUCUGAUAGAUUUGCUUUCUUGUACAAGAGAAAAAGAAAAAGAUUUAUUAGUAGCAGUUGCAGGUUCCCCGCUAUUUCCUUCCAGGCACGCAGUUGAAUGUGCUAUGUGCUGAAUUGUAUGUCUGUGAUCUAACAUGGUGUACCGAGGGAUUUAGAAAGCAUACUAAUGAAACAAUCCGUUUGGGAAGGUGCAAUUCUCUUAGAGUAAUAUUUUUUGUUUUGGUACACCUCUUAGAGUAACAUUGAGAUCUCAUACAUUGCUAGAAAUUUUGUUUAGCUUCCUCACUACAUGCAUGUCAUUUGGAAAGCCCACAUCUAAGUAAUCCAGGACGGAAGUAUUAAGGGGCGAGUUGGGGCAAUUGGCCCGCUUCCUUUUGGGAAAAACACUUGAGCCACAGCAUUUUUGGAGCAUUUAGAUUUAGAAAUUCCCUCCUAUUGAUAUUUAUUCCACCAUUAAAUCCUCGAUUUGUACUGCCCUAAUUUCUCAUCUACGCCACUUCCUUUUUUGUCUCCAAAUCUCUCUCCAGCACAUUCAUAUCUCUUGUCUCUAUGUCACGAUGGCCAUCAAACUUUCCUCCUCACAAAAUAUAUUUGCACUUCAGUUUAGUUACUUGAAUUGCUGAACUAGAAAAAGGUAUUUUGUUUGGUUAGAGGUAAAAAAUUGUCCCCGCUAGACAAAAUUCUUGGCUACGCCACUACAAGUAGUUGGUAUGAGGUACCUAGUAACAGUUGAGUGUAGCAUUCCCAAGAAUUAGAAGUCAUAUUUGUAACAGUAAUUAUUUUAAAAAAUUAGUCUAGGGUCCACUGUAGAAAACUUGUAACCCAGUUAGUCCACUUCUAAUGUUUAUAGACCCUCUAGUCCACUAAUGUAAUUUAGUAAGGCUUUAAGUCCAGUUUUUUUUAAAAAGAAAUUAAACCAAGACAAAAAUGCCCCUCUUAUAUAAGCUGUCAUAUAGAGAGAAACCCUAGACCACGAAGAAAUCUAGAGCACAGCCUCCUCUCUCCCUCUCUCUCUCUCGGCGAUGACCAGGGGCAAGUCCUGACCACUUCAUUGCCGAGCUUUUAAGAUCGGUGGGCCUACUACUCCUCCCCAUCGGCCUCCUCCUUGUCAUCGUAUUCCUCUCCUCCGACGCUGGCUCCGCCUUCUCCGGCCUCUUCUCCACCGGCGAACCCGACUCCAUCCACCGUGUCAUCACCCAUUGGAGUCGCCCUGUUUCUAGUUCUGAUCCUUUUUCUCCUUUUCAACCGGGUCUUCAUUUUCCACGGCGACGAUGGAUCGGAUGAGUAAUAUUGGUCGUGUUUAUUUAUGAUGAAUUAUUUAUUUAUUUAUUAUGAUAUCAUUUUCUCAUGUUUUCUUCUCUGUUUCUUAUAUUUAUUAGUACAUACGUAUAUAAAGUAUCGGUAUCUGUUUCUUCUAUGUUUUGUUUUUUGCAAAAUGAUGUAUUCCAUUGGAUAUCGAUUAACUUCGAACGAAAUUUUGAUAGCAUUAUGAAAUAUUGUUGAUCAUAUUAUAUAUGAUUGUGUUGGCAUAAAACACAUUCCAAACAUCCACAGAUAACUUUAUAUGUUUCAGAUCUAUCUUCGUUUUUUGAUAACGUACAGAGAACAAAUUGGGAGAUAUAAGAUUAUAUGUGCGCUUUUGUUAAUGUAUUAUCAAACAUAAGACAAGAACACAGAUUGUGACAUAUAAAUUUAUAUGUGCAUUUUUUCAACAUACGGAGAACAUUUUUGGCAUAGUACAAAGUCCAGUCUGUUCAAAUAUACACAUCUAAUAUUAUAUGUGCUUGUGUUGGCAAAAAAUAUGUUCCAGAUAUCAAUAGAUAACCUUAUAUGUCUCAAAUCUAUCUUUGUUUUUUAUAACAUAUAGAAGACAGAUUGGGACAUAUAAGAUUAUAUGUACACUUUUGUUAAUGUAGUACCAAACAUAAGACAAGAACGCAGAUUGAGACAGAUAACAUUAUAUAUUAAGGUGAGGCACGUUCAAGAAGGAAAUGACUCAAAAUAGAUGAUAAAAAGAAAAGAAAA